AUGAGGUAUCAAAAUUGGGACGUGCUGCUGUUCCCCGGCGAUUCUAGGGUUCCAAUCCAAGAGUUCGACACGAAAUACUACGUCCUGGACCAGGGUGUGCGUGUCUUCUCGCCACAGCAUACGCGAGGCACAGAUCAAAAUACUUUCGACUCAGUGACGCUCGUUCCUAUCCUUACCUCCUUCGUGGCAAGUCUUGAACCGGGUCACCCUUUUCGUGUUUCCAUUCAUAGCUGGCAAAGACCAACACCUUCCAACUUCCUACUGAGCUACAAAACAGCCGAUGAAGCAAUUUGGUUCGAGGCUCGAGUCUAUAUUGACGGAGUCCUGAUGGCGCACCGCGCAUUUGAUGAAGGGGUGUGGCCGGAAGUUAUUGAUCGUGGCGACCAACGUCUUCGAUUUCCAUCCUUUCACCAAGACAUUCUUCAACAACCACAUUGGGAGCCAGGCGAGCCUGUUGGCCGAAUCAAGAUUGUCAUCUCGGAAGGUGUUCUUCGAGUGCCCAACCCUCUAGUUGCUUCCGACGCCAUGUUCGACCGACGGCGAGAUGUUGUUAUCUUCUCGUUCCAGCAUGCGCCGCAGAACAUACUUGAAUACUCGGGUAUCGCCUGGCCCAAUAUGAGGGUCUUUGGGAAGAUACCCGAGCGACGAAUUCGGCCAGGCCAGAUUGGACCUCGUCUACCAUUUGUAUCAGGUCACGAAGCUCAUUCAAUUCGAGGUGCCAAGCCACCGUUGAAAAGUCUGGAUGGCUUCCACAAAUUGUUGAAUGCUCAGAUUCUCUCGGAUUUGCAGUCUGACCCUGUCAUCAAAGCGCCGACAAUCGAUAUAGCAGGCAAUGAUUCUCCUGAACGGCGUGGCAAUGCAGAAAUUGUAGCCCAGAGUGAAGAUCUUUUCAUCUGCUCACAGCCAAUAUCGACACAACAAUGGCGAUUGCAAUUGAGGUCAGCCAGCCAUGACAUUCCCAUGCCAGACUACAUUUCGAACAAAAUAGACAGCAGUGGAGCGUAUACGGAGAUGAUGUUGGGGACCAGCUUUCCGCCGAGGAGUUUCUUGAAGCACAUGAAUGAAGUGAACCCGCGAGAGAUAAUUCAACCCCCGAGUAACGCGAGACAAGGGUUACUCAAAGUCUUCGGUGCAUCAGAAAACCCAGUCCGAGGCACGCGAGGCCCAGCAAAUUCACCACAGUCACUGUCUGGCGACAGCUUUGUCCCACCGCCCACUGGUAAACCUCCAACCACAGUAAGGGACCACCUCAAACUUGACGAGCCUAUAAAUCGAGACGACCCAGGUGACAAUUCUUGGUCACGGGCCUUGCCAAAGCCUGAAAUUAGCCGUCGAACGUACCCAGAAAGUAGCCUCAGGAGCAUUUCUGGUCAAGGGAAUGGCAGCCAAAAGGGACAUAUCAGUCCUCCUUUGCCUGUGGAGCUCCGGGAGCCCUGGAAGAAGUACCGCAAAUUUAAACCCCUCGACCUGCCCAACCGGCAAUGGCCCUCCAAAACAAAUGACAAACCUCCUAGGUGGCUGGCCACCGAUCUGCGAGAUGGAAAUCAGAGCUUAGUUGAUCCUAUGGAUGGGGAACAAAAACUACGCUUUUUCAAGAUGCUGGUUGAGCUGGGCUACAAAGAAAUCGAGGUCUCGUUUCCUUCUGCAUCCCAAACCGACUACGACUUUACGAGAUAUCUUGUUGAUACACCCGGGGUGGUGCCCGACGACGUCUGGCUGCAAGUGUUGUCCCCGUGCCGUGAAGACUUUAUCCGCCGAACCGUCGAAUCUCUGAGGGGCGCAAAGAAAGCCAUUUUACAUUUAUACCUUGCUACCAGCGAAUGCUUUCGAAGAAUCGUCUUCGGCAUGACCGAGGAAGAGAGUAUUGCCCUGGCUGUCAAAUGUACCAAAUUCGCUCGAUCGAUCACCAAGGACGAUCCAAGCCACGCAGAGACGCAAUGGCUCUACGAGUUUAGUCCCGAAACCUUUUCAGAUACCUCGCCCGAGUUCGCCGUACGAAUAUGUGAGGCUGUCAAAGAAGCCUGGGGACCAACGGAAGAUGCCAAGUUGAUCUUUAAUCUCCCGGCCACGGUGGAGAUGGCCACUCCCAACGUAUUUGCCGACCAAGUCGAGUAUUUCUGCACUCACACGACCGAGCGUGAGAAAUUUUGUGUCUCGGUGCAUCCGCACAACGAUCGAGGUUGUGCGGUGGCCGCAGCAGAACUGGCACAGAUGGCCGGUGCCGACAGAGUGGAGGGAACUCUGUUUGGCAAUGGAGAACGAACUGGAAAUGUCGACCUUGUCACGCUGGCCUUGAACCUGUAUACGCAAGGAGUCUGGCCCAAUGUGGACUUCAGUGAUAUCAACAAAGUCAUCCGGGUCUGCGAAGAGUCGACCAAGAUUCCGGUCAAUGAGCGGUGGCCUUAUGGUGGGCAGUUAGUGGUCUGCGCAUUCAGUGGUUCUCACCAGGAUGCCAUUAAAAAAGGGUUUCAGGCUCGAAAGCAGGAGGGCGCUAAAGCCGAGGAUCCAUGGCAAAUGCCUUACUUGCCACUCGAUCCGCAGGACAUCGGCCGCACAUAUGAGGCCAUCAUCCGCGUUAAUUCACAAUCCGGAAAGGGCGGUGUUGCCUGGGUUAUCCAGCGCAGUCUGGAACUGGACUUACCUCGUGGCCUCCAAAUUGCUUUCAGCAAGAUCGUCCAGAAAGAAGCAGAUGCCAAAGGACGAGAAUUGCUCCCUCGAGAAAUUCAGACCCUAUUCGAAGAGUCAUAUCAUCUCAAGAAGAACCCCCGAUUUACCCUCAUUGACUACAACAUCACGGCUGUCAGAACGACGUCGCCCACUCCAACCACCAAAGCACCGGUCGGUCAACAGUCGCAAACGGUUGUUCCUGUCCAAAACACGUCGACAGCGAAACGGCAAUUUGCCGGAGUGAUCGCUAUUGAUGGCGUUCAGCAUCCCAUUGUGGGUGUGGGGAACGGUGCUCUUUCGUCUUUGGCCAACGCUCUCCAUUCCUUGGGUAUCGACCUUGACGUGGCUGACUAUAAGGAGCACGCCAUUGGUGAAGGUCGGGAUGUCCGAGCGGCGACUUAUAUCGAGUGCACGGCCAGCGGUUCGCACGAGAAGGUGUGGGGUGUUGGUAUCCAUGAGGACGUGGUCCAGGCAUCCUUGAUUGCAUUGUUGAGCGCGGCCAGCUCGUUCUUGACCUCCCGAGUUUCAACUCCGGUGCCGUUCCGUCCUAAGCAUGUCCGAGAAUUUUCUGAAGCGGAAUUGGAGGCGCUUGAGCGUUUGAAUCUGAAUAACUCAGAAAGCCCCAACAGCCCAUUGAAAACAUCGAUGACAACCGAGACGAUCACGACGCCCUCCCAAUUGAACAUGGCAACCACUCCUGGCAGCAUUGCGGCAAAAGUCAUCGACAUUGACUUGUUGGAACAGAACGCGCAGGUUGUUAAUGGACACACGCCGAAAAAGCCAUGA
Molecule: messenger RNA, 3453 nt
Organism: Rhinocladiella mackenziei CBS 650.93
Lineage: Eukaryota; Fungi; Ascomycota; Eurotiomycetes; Chaetothyriales; Herpotrichiellaceae
Product: 2-isopropylmalate synthase
Exons: 8
Coding region: 1-3453 (1150 amino acids)
Biological process (GO): L-leucine biosynthetic process
Cellular component (GO): mitochondrion
Molecular function (GO): 2-isopropylmalate synthase activity
Source: RefSeq, a predicted model, not a curated record